UUAAUUCUCCGGAAGUUAAAAUCAGGUGAAUCCGAAAAGUUCUGAAAAUCAAUUUGCAGGUGUACAUUGUAAUAAAACGUAACAACUGAGGAGAAUGCUACUACUUUAAAGUUGAAUAUAAUGCUGUAUUUAUUUUUCCAAGGACAGAUUCACUUGGCAUCGGGCUAGACUCCCAGUAGUUGAGGCCAGGAGGUGGCAGCACCAACCAAAUCACAGGAGGUAGGACCAAGCACCCACAAUGCAGUUCAGACAGCGCAUGGCCUGGUUAAUGGUCAUCAUAUUUCUUGCUGGGACAUGUGGAAUUGUUUAUUACAUAUUUGAUGUUAGCGAACAAUUCAAUCAGUUUGCCUUGGACCAUGUGCAAAAGUAUCAUCAAGGAAUACAAGAAGAUGAAUCGGAACUCUCAUACUUUAGAUCAUUCAUGCGUCACCUCACAGACAUUCCAUUGCCGUUAUGGAUGCUAUUAUUCUCAUUACCCUACCUCCAGGUCUUCUGUAUGUUAUUAGCAUGCACGAAACCUGAACCCCGUUUCUCACUCGCAUUCCUAUGGCCUAUUUAUUUCUACAUCAAGUGUCGCUACCUUUGGUGCGGACAGAACUCUUUUGAUAAAGCAGUUAAUUCAACGAAACUGAAUGGACACACUUUGAUAUUGGAAACCUAGCAUUUGCUAAGCAAGCUGUUAUAUUUUGUAGCUUGAAUGUCUUCAACAUAAGGUUCUAAGGAAUAUAGUCUUACACACAACCCCGUGAAAUACAUAAGUUUGAGAUGACCCACUUACUAUAUCCUUUGCAAGAGUGAUGAACUUUUUUGUACUCUUUAGAUGAGUAAUUACUAGUGAGGUUUCGUACAAAGGGAUAUAGCUAAAAUUAUCCGCAACCACAUCUCGUUUUAAUUGAACAACUACGCAUAAAUCUGGUGAAUGUGUUACAUUACUUUAGAUACUGUACCUUGGGCUAAAAAUAUAUGCGAAACCUCUCUA
This is a messenger RNA of Owenia fusiformis, 979 nucleotides long. The record is from the annotation of a GenBank genome assembly. NCBI's taxonomy places the organism in Eukaryota, Metazoa, Annelida, Polychaeta, Sabellida, Oweniidae.